Messenger RNA from Penicillium lagena, 768 nucleotides. RefSeq names its product trafficking protein particle complex subunit 5. The record is from RefSeq and is a predicted model, not a curated record. Gene Ontology annotation, cellular component: TRAPPII protein complex; TRAPPIII protein complex; TRAPPI protein complex. The transcript is spliced from 2 exons. The coding region runs from base 1 to 768 and encodes 255 amino acids. NCBI's taxonomy places the organism in Eukaryota, Fungi, Ascomycota, Eurotiomycetes, Eurotiales, Aspergillaceae. Gene Ontology annotation, biological process: endoplasmic reticulum to Golgi vesicle-mediated transport.
AUGUCUGCUCCCCCCAGACACUCGGCCGUGAUGUCCAUCAGCAAUGCCGGCCCACCUCAAUCAGCAUCCAGCGAUAAGCCGCAGACACCGCAACAGGCACAGACACCCAGCCAGCCCAUGUCCGGGCUGCGCGUUCCCUCCAAUCGCAAGACCAUCUACGACCGGCAUCUAAACCGCAGUCGCAAUGCAGAGCUCAGCCGGGCGAGCUUCGCCUUUCUGUUCGCGGAGAUGGUGACAUACGCUCAGCGGAGGGUAACAGGGAUACAAGAUCUAGAGAAACGACUAAAUGAACAAGGCUAUCCUCUCGGCCUGCGCCUGCUCGACCUCCUUUUCUACCGCAGCACAUCCACCUCAUCCUCCGCACUCUCGAGUUCUUCCACCUCUUCCUCCCCUCCUAACCGUCCUCUCCGGAUAAUCACCCUGCUCCAUCUCAUCCACGGUCCUCUCUGGCGCCUGCUCUUCCAGCGUUCCGCAGACGCCCUCGAGCACUCCGUGUCCCCCGAUACCCCUAAUGAAUACAUGAUCACCGACAAUGACCCACUGGUCAACACCUACAUCAGCGUGCCGCGGGAAAUGAGCAUGCUCAAUUGCGCCGCGUUCGUGGCGGGCAUUAUCGAAGGCGUGUGCGACGGGUGUGGGUUUGAAGCCAAGGUCUCGGCUCACAAUCAGCCUUCGGAGAUGUGGCCCAGUCGCACGGUCUUCUUGCUACGGUUUGGUGAUAGUGUCAUGGAGCGGGAGAAGGUGUUGGAGAGAGCGGGUGUCAAAUAA